AUGUCUCCAGCAAUCUCUGUGUCUUUUUGGGCUGUCCCUCUGCUUGUGGGGACAGUCAUAUUCGUCCUUGUCAAUAUCUUGAAAGUGGGCAAGAGAGCCCCAGGUCUGCCACCAGGACCUCCUACCAUCCCCAUACUGGGGAAUCUUCAUCAAAUGCCAACGAAGAACCCACAUCUCCAGUUCCAGAAAUGGGCCCAGGAAUACGGACCAAUUUACUCUUUGAUCCUCGGGACAAAGAUCAUGAUUGUCCUUUCUUCCGACCAGGCCGUCAAGGAUUUGCUGGACAAGAAGAGUGCCAUCUACUCUGAUCGUCCCGACAUGUUCAUUGCUCAAAGGAUUGCCAGUGGUGGAUUGCGACUGGUGGUAAUGAGAUAUGGCGACAACUGGCGCAUGAUCCACAAAAUGGUCCACAACAUUCUCAAUAUCAAGGCUGCCGUGACCUAUGUGCCAUACCAGGACCUUGAAAACAAGAUGUUCUUGGAUGGCUUGUUGGACAAACCUGAUGAAUUUCUUAAUCACAUCCGCAGGUUUAGCUAUUCAUUGUCCACACAGAUGAUUUUCGGGUUCCGCUGCCCGGAUAUCAAUGACCCGUACAUACAGCAGUUGUUUUGGAGUUUCGAUCACUGGGGUGAAUUGGCCGGAAGCAGCAGCGCCCAAUUGGUCGACCUCUAUCCUAUUCUUCAGAAGCUUCCCAAAGCUAUUGCACCGAAUGUCAGGUAUGCUGAACAUUUACACCAAAUCGAGAGAAAACUCUACGUGGGUCAUUGGUUACGGGCGAAACGGGGACUUGAGAAUGGCACUGGUUUGCCGUGUUUCUGUAACGAUGUCCUGCGAGUACAGCAGACAGAGAAGUUCACGGAUGACGCCGCAGGCUACAUGAGUGGUUCUCUCCUAGAAGCCGGAUCAGACACCACAUCCUCGACUCUGUACGGAUUCAUCCAGGCCAUGAUCGUGUGGCCUGAAGUUCAGAAAAAGGCACAGGCAGAGAUUGACCGUGUGGUCGGACAUGAUCGCCUCCCUACAAUCGACGAUUAUGAUGAGCUGCAUUAUAUCCGAUGCUGUAUCAAGGAGAGUUUGAGAUGGAUGCCGACUGUGAUUCUGGGAGUGCCUCAUGCAGCGAUGAAGGAUGAUACCUAUGGCGACUAUAUCAUUCCAAAGGGUUCGACAGUCAUCAAUAAUGUCUGGGCAAUUCACAUGGACCCCAACCGCUGCCCUGAGCCGCGUCGGUUCAACCCGGACCGCUUCAAAGACGACUUCACGACCUUGUACCAGUCCGCGAACGGCGAUCCAGCCAAGCGCGACAACUUCAACUUCGGCGCCGGUCGUCGUCUUUGUCAGGGCAUCCACAUCGCCGAGCGCUCCAUGUUCCUAGGCAUUUCCAGACUCCUUUGGGGAUUCAACCUAUCCAAACCGCUGGACAAGAACGGCGUUCCCAUCACACCUGACAUUGACGACCUCGUCGGCAACAUCACAGUGCAACCUCGAGACUUCAAGGCCGUCUUCGAACCCAGGUCUCCAGGAAAAGUCAAGAUCAUACGCGAAGCCUGGCGCGACUGUCAGGACCUGCUUGACCCGGAAACGAAGCAAUGGAAGAAGAUGCCUGAAGGAAUGGCUUUAAGCACGUGGAUGCCUGAGAAGAUUGAUGUGUGA
Messenger RNA from Cladophialophora psammophila CBS 110553, 1650 nucleotides. RefSeq names its product cytochrome P450 oxidoreductase. Bases 1 to 1650 code for a protein of 549 amino acids. Lineage: Eukaryota; Fungi; Ascomycota; Eurotiomycetes; Chaetothyriales; Herpotrichiellaceae. The transcript is spliced from 7 exons. The record is from RefSeq and is a predicted model, not a curated record. Gene Ontology annotation, molecular function: oxidoreductase activity, acting on paired donors, with incorporation or reduction of molecular oxygen; monooxygenase activity; heme binding.